AUGACGCAGGGUAAGCCACUUACACAGAACCCGAAAAUCAGCUCGACACACAACGCAAAUUCCUUCAAGUUCGCUCUGUUCAAGAACGCUGAAGCCUUGGCCAUUCCUGACGCGUCGCGACGAUCCGUGUUUUCUUUUCAAGCGCAACAACGAACGCAGGCCGGGAGUUCAUCUCAGACUCACAUAUCGGCACCGCUAUUUCUUUCAGACGUCCAAGAAUCGAAGGCACCGGUCAAUAUCCUGCAGGCUCGCGACGUCGGACAGGGGGAGGCACAAAAGGGAAGGAGAGACGCGUCAUUACCGUUGCCGGCCUCACCCAAAUAUGAAGGCCGCGCAUACAUCCAGCCAGCAUCGCGUAAACCGCCGCCAAAUCGUCCUUCACCUACCGCUUCACACAGAAAAAGAGAAUUCUGGCCAGAAUAUAGCCGGGAAAACGACAGAACCGCAUCUUUGACCUUAAUUCCGGGGGAGUCCAACCACAAACCUAGUCGUCGACAAUUCCCCACCCUAUCUGGAGCGCAUACAUCUUCUUCGCCUCCGCCUUCACGCCCCAGCUCGCGGUCUCAAGCCGUUUUUCCACGAUCAAAAAAUGAAUUAGGUUUCAAUUCGAUUCCAGAUACGUCUCUCAAACCACAACAAACUCCUCCCAUUGCGAAAAGGGAUGUAAAGCGAGCGUUUAGCGAUCUCCUUGAGCAUAACCACCGAUACGAGGCUCUCUUUGCGGAAUCGAUCGCGCUGCAAACACAAAAUGAGUAUUUAUUGCGGAUGCGCAGUGCGGCGACAAAGGAUUUUAAGUCUGCGCGUGAAGAACUUUCCGCUACAGCAGGGUAG
Laccaria bicolor S238N-H82 is the source of this 831-nucleotide messenger RNA. RefSeq lists its product as uncharacterized. The transcript is spliced from 4 exons. The record is from RefSeq and is a predicted model, not a curated record. NCBI's taxonomy places the organism in Eukaryota, Fungi, Basidiomycota, Agaricomycetes, Agaricales, Hydnangiaceae. Bases 1 to 831 code for a protein of 276 amino acids.